Euleptes europaea (tarantolino) is the source of this 1090-nucleotide messenger RNA. It is a transcript of the gene HAPLN3, whose product is annotated as hyaluronan and proteoglycan link protein 3. The coding region runs from base 1 to 1077 and encodes 358 amino acids. NCBI's taxonomy places the organism in Eukaryota, Metazoa, Chordata, Lepidosauria, Squamata, Sphaerodactylidae. Gene Ontology annotation, biological process: cell adhesion. The record is from RefSeq and is a predicted model, not a curated record. Gene Ontology annotation, molecular function: hyaluronic acid binding. The transcript is spliced from 4 exons.
AUGCUCCUUUUCUUGGUGGCUGUGACCCUGCUGCGAAUCGACAGCGGCCGUUGUGGCCUCCCUUUCUACAAUGGCUUUUACUAUGACCACGUCAUGAACGACAAAGGGAAUGGAAACGAGGAAAUUCAUUUCAACGGUGUCAAGCUGGUGGUAGAAACUCCGGGUGACCCCGUCUUCACCUACCGCGGGGCCAAUGUCACGCUCUCCUGCCACUACCACUACGACCCGCAACCGGACAAGCCCCGCAUGAUCCGCAUCAAGUGGUCCAAGCUUCAGGAGGACAGCACCACAGACAAGGACGUGCUGGUGGCCGCUGGCCCGAAGCACCGCGACUUCGGCGACUUCCAGGGGCGUGUGCACCUGCAGCAGGACAGCCCCAGGGACGUGUCCCUGGUGAUCCAUGACCUGCGCUUGGACGACCGCGGCAAGUACCGCUGCGAGGUCAUCGACGGGCUGGAAGACGAGAGCGGGAUUGUGGAUCUGGAAUUGCGAGGGGUGGUUUUCCCUUACCAGUCUCCCCACGGCCGCUACAUGCUCAACUUCCAUGAGGCCAAGAAGGUCUGCGAAGAGCAGGACGCCGCGAUCGCCUCCUUCGAGCAGCUCUUCAAGUCGUGGGAGGAGGGUCUGGACUGGUGCAACGCAGGUUGGCUGGCGGACGGCACGGUCCAGUACCCGAUCACUUUCCCCCGAAAGCCCUGUGGCGGAAAGGGUCUGGCCCCUGGGAUACGGAGCUACGGCGAGCGCCACAAGAACCUGCAUCGCUUCGACGUGUUCUGCUUCUCCUCUGAUCUGAAAGGGGAGGUUUACUACCUGGCUCACCCGUGGAGGUUCACCCUGGAAGAUGCCAAGCAAGCCUGCCAGGACGACAAGGCUGAGAUCGCCAAGGUGGGGCAGCUCUAUGCAGCCUGGCAGAUCCACCGGCUGGACCGUUGCGACGCGGGCUGGCUGGCUGACGGGAGCGUGCGGUACCCCAUCGUCUGGCCCCGGCCCAAGUGUGGCCCACCAGAACCAGGGGUCAGAAGCUUUGGCUUUCCCAAACACGGGAGAUUUGGAGUCUACUGUUACAAGAUGAACUAAAGGGAAGGCCGAA